GUUUUUAAUGUUAUCAUAAAACGAAGACAAUCAAGCCAAAUAUUGUCUCAGCAAUUUAGAUGAAAUAUACUGAAGUUCUGAGUUGAAUACUGGUCAUUCUAGGUGAAAUUAAGUUUCCAUCCUUCAGACAACACAAAUAUCUAAUGCCUCUAGAGCUGUCAAGGUUUCAGAUGGCAACCUCGAGCGAUCUCAAAGGAAGUUUGUGAUCAUGGGGAAUAAGCAAGGCACAACAUCAGUAUUUCGUGAUGAAGAAGACGAAGAAACCUGGUUUGAAUGGAUGGAAACAACAGGACAUCGCAAAAAUCAGAAACAACUGACAAUUUCACCGAAAACCGAAAUGUUGCCGGUUCAACCGACGAGUUUCCAAGCAGACGCAAUCAACAGACCAAGAAACACAAAACAGAAAAUCUCUGGCGCAGAUAAGGCUCUCAAAGGACUUCAUUUAGAGAGUUUUGAAAACGCCAGUGUAUCGGCUGAUAAGUCGAUUCGCGGAGAUGGCACGGAAAAUAAUAAUUUACCCAGAAUCAAAGGUAGCGUUGUGGAAAACGAUUUAGGGACGCUAGCAGGGCAGGUAUUCCCAAAAUUUCCAGCUGGAGAGGUGAAUGUGUCUUUGUCGUUUGACAAAGCGACAAGUCGAAUGAAGGUGCACAUUGUAAAAGCCCGAAACCUCUGCUGCAAGGCGCGGGAAGGAAAACGACAGGAUAGAUGUGGCGUCAGCUGUUCAGGUGAUCUGAUCUUAUACUUAUUACUGAGGUAGCGUCCAUGCACUACGCCGGAAGAAUUUGAAAACUCAUCUUAUUUCUACGUUUAGGCCUUCCGUUUACACUAACCUGUCAUGGAGAGGCAGCUUUUCGAAAGCGCUCUUCAGACCGUAGGAAUUUGAAAACGCCGGCUUUGAGUUUUAGUG
Molecule: messenger RNA, 907 nt
Organism: Orbicella faveolata
Lineage: Eukaryota; Metazoa; Cnidaria; Anthozoa; Scleractinia; Merulinidae
Product: synaptotagmin-3-like
Biological process (GO): calcium-ion regulated exocytosis
Cellular component (GO): exocytic vesicle; plasma membrane
Molecular function (GO): calcium-dependent phospholipid binding; phosphatidylserine binding; clathrin binding
Source: RefSeq, a predicted model, not a curated record